AUGAUGCGAGAGUUGGGCUUAGAUUUUUACAGGUUUUCCUUAUCAUGGACGAGAAUCCUACCUACCAGCUUCCCCGAUAAAAUUAACGAAGCCGGGGUCCAGUACUAUAACAAUUUGAUCGACGAAAUGCUGAAAUACAAUAUUGAACCGAUGGUAACACUUUACCAUUGGGACUUGCCGCAAAAAUUACAAGAGAUGGGUGGCUGGACCAACCCACAUAUAGUAGACUGGUUUGCAGACUACGCAUACGUUGCCUUUGAGUUGUUUGGUGACAGGGUUAAGUAUUGGAUUACCAUCAACGAACCGCAUCAGAUUUGCUACUAUGGUUAUGGAGUCAAUGAGUUAGCUCCCGCUCUUAAUAUAAAGGGUGUAGCAGAAUACUUGUGUGCUAAAAACUUGCUCUUAGCUCAUGCUAAAGCGUACCACAUUUACGAUGAAAAUUUCCGUUCGAAACAGGGCGGUUCGAUUUUUAUCUCAUUGAGUGCUCAAUGGUAUGACGCAGAGUACGAAGAGUUUGCUGUUGCCGCCAAACAAACUAAUGAUUUCACGUCUGUCCCGUGGGGAUUCCACAAGCUAUUGACGCGAAUAAGAGAGGAUUACGACAACCCCGCAGUUCUUGUUACUGAAAAUGGAUUUGCAACUUACGUUGGCUUGGAAGACGAGGACCGAGUUACCUACUAUAAGUAUUACCUUGAUGCUAUGCUGGCCGCUAUUGAAGACGGAUCGGACAUCCGAGGUUACACCGCGUGGAGCCUCAUGGACAAUUUCGAAUGGAAAGCUGGAUACACGCAGCGUUUCGGCCUGUACGAAGUAAAUUACACGAGUCCGGAGCGGACUCGAACGCCACGCAAGUCCGCCUUCGUGUACAAGCAAAUAGUGCGUUCUCGCCAACUCGACUUGCACUACGAGCCAGACACUGACGUCAUGACCAUCGACGACGGACAU
Iphiclides podalirius (scarce swallowtail) is the source of this 945-nucleotide messenger RNA. Lineage: Eukaryota; Metazoa; Arthropoda; Insecta; Lepidoptera; Papilionidae. The record is from the annotation of a GenBank genome assembly.